GAUAUCACACACACAAGACUGGGUGGGACUUUAUUUGCAGGCUAAGGCGCUGCUCGCUCUUUGGCUAGCAGCUCGCUUCUCCGCUCCCCUGACCAUCAGCUGUUGCUCCUAGCGCCGCACCCGGGCGACUUCGCCGCCUUCUUUCCACACCUCGCCAUCUGGAUCCAGGCGCAGAAGUCUCGGAGGGAAGGUGGUGUGUGUGUGUUUUUUCCCUCGCCUGCCUUGCGCGGACGGCUCUCCGGGAUCGCCUCUCCGCCAGCGCACUUGAAGAGAUAGGAACCAACAUCUCCACACAAGAAAGGCUCUGAUGGCCAGCAACAACACCACCAGCAUAGCACAAGCAAGGAAGCUGGUGGAACAGCUCAAAAUGGAGGCAAAUAUCGACAGAAUAAAGGUAUCCAAAGCUGCAGCAGACCUGAUGGCGUACUGUGAAGCCCAUGCCAAGGAAGACCCCUUAUUAACUCCUGUCCCUGCUUCAGAAAAUCCAUUUAGAGAGAAGAAGUUCUUCUGUGCCAUUCUGUAAAUCUCACAGGAGCCUGACUCCGAUUUGGGCUGCCCUGGACACUGAUGUAGAGAUUUUUCAGCAAGGUGGACCAGUUUCUAGAGUCCACUUACUUUAAGAAAAAUAUAUCAAACCACCUGGAAGUUUACAGAGAAGUGCAUGAUUUUUUUUUUUUAAAAAAAAGUGAAUUCCUGCCUUCUUUGGAGAACGAGUUAAUAACGAUGUUGACCUACAUCAAGAGGCUAAAGAUCUUGACAUCUGCAGAGUUGCCUGGAGGAGGAGGAGGGAGGGAGGGGGAAAAUGUGUAAAAGAGUACAUUUAAUUUUCACUUUUGCUCUGGCCAAGCCAAACUCUUGUUGGCUUUCUCUGAAACAAAAAGGAGGGUGCGCAGAGCAAGGUUGCGAAUGACGCAAUGGGGUAUGUGUAUGUAACCUCGAUUAUUUUGUUUUGCUUUUCUCAAAUGUCACUCUUAUUUAUGUUGAAAUGUAAAAUAAUUGCAAUGGAUUCAAUUUAUUCUAACGUUCCUUAGUGUGGAGUAUUGUGCGUAUUUAGCAUUUUAGAGUAGUGCCACGCGAGGGUGGGGUGGGCCGGGAUCCAAUCGUAGUAGCCUAUCAAGUCUAAACAUUUUAUCAGAGGUUUAGUUGAGACCGUCUCCUUGCUUUUCACAAGCUUACGGGGCUGUCUUGUGCAUUCCUAGUAUACUUAGCAUUGCUGUUUUCUAACAUUUGUAUUUGGUAGCUUUUGUUCUGCUAGUAAAAUGUAUGUUGUAUUGGA
Messenger RNA from Thamnophis sirtalis, 1276 nucleotides. RefSeq names its product G protein subunit gamma 2 (gene GNG2). Gene Ontology annotation, molecular function: G-protein beta-subunit binding. The record is from RefSeq and is a predicted model, not a curated record. Gene Ontology annotation, cellular component: heterotrimeric G-protein complex. Gene Ontology annotation, biological process: G protein-coupled receptor signaling pathway. Lineage: Eukaryota; Metazoa; Chordata; Lepidosauria; Squamata; Natricidae.